Phoenix dactylifera (date palm) is the source of this 1120-nucleotide messenger RNA. The record is from RefSeq and is a predicted model, not a curated record. Lineage: Eukaryota; Viridiplantae; Streptophyta; Magnoliopsida; Arecales; Arecaceae.
UCGGAAAAGCUCGCAACGAUCCCUUCCACUCGCCUCCUAUCCCCCCAAAGUGGCCAUGACCGUACCGCAUCUCAAACCUCCGUCGGUCCACCCUCGCGUUCCUUGCUCUCUUCCGCCAUGGCGUUGGCUUCUUCUUUCCCUCCUUCCUCCCUCCCAACCCUCUCUCACUCUUCCGGAAGCCUCCGUCUCGUUUGCUCUCAGGUCUCCUUCCCCUCGCCGAGAAAGCCAGCGGGCACGGGCGGCCUGUCGGUGGCCCCUUCUCCGCUCCCCAACGAGGCCGCGCUGAGAUGGAGGACCAAGGUCUCCUUCUUCCCGCCCUUUAUCAAGAAGAAGGGCAAGAGCCGGGAGACGCUCAAGGAUGAGCUCUUUGAGGCGAUCGCUCCUCUUGAUCGCGGCGCCGAGGCCACGCUCGAGGACCAAGAGAGGAUCGAUCAGAUUGCACGUGAAUUGGAAGCAGUCAAUUCAGUUAAGGAGCCACUCAAAUCGGAUUUGCUUAAUGGAAAAUGGGAGCUCCUAUAUACAACUUCUAAAUCAAUUUUGCAAACUCAGAGGCCGAAAUUUUUACGGCCAAAUGGAAAGAUCUAUCAGGCUAUCAAUGCUGACACAUUAAGAGCUCAAAAUAUGGAAACUUGGCCUUACUUCAACCAGGUAACAGCCAACUUGGUGCCUCUCAAUGCUAGAAGAGUAGCCGUUAGAUUUGAUACUUUCAAAAUAUUUGGUUUGAUACCUAUUAAAGCACCUGGAAGAGGACGUGGUGAAUUAGAAAUCACUUACUUAGAUGAAGAGAUUCGGGUUUCCAGGGGUGACAAGGGGAACCUGUUUGUAUUAAAGAUGGUUGAUCCAACAUACAGGGUCCCUGUCUAAUGACAAAGUUCUGAAUAUGAUGCAAAUUUCUUUCCUCGACCGAUAUAAAGCUGCGCAUUUGACUCAAGAAACUUGUCCUCUGCUCUGCAGAUAAUGUAUGUAGCUGGAAAAGGCAGUAUAUAAAUUUUUGGAUGUACACAUCUUUUUGGCAGCAAAUAUGCCGAACCAUGAGGAGGCGAUUCUUGUGACCACCCUCUCACAUUGAGUUUGUGAAAAAGGUAACAAUUAAUAAGAGGAGAGCUUCAUUUGGACUGCA